This is a messenger RNA of Linum trigynum, 2685 nucleotides long. NCBI's taxonomy places the organism in Eukaryota, Viridiplantae, Streptophyta, Magnoliopsida, Malpighiales, Linaceae. The record is from the annotation of a GenBank genome assembly.
AUGCCUGCAAACCAGUACCACGGUAACUCAACCCCGUACCCAGGUCGUGUGGAGCGGCUUCUAAGGGAAAGGGAGCUGAGAGAGCUGAGGAGAAGCAAUAGGGCUGAGGCAAAUGGUAAUCAUAGUCACAGGGGUGGUGAAUCAAGUGAAUUACUAGACUUCCGCUUCAGACAGAAUAGUGAACCUCAGAAGAGUUCCUACAUUGAACAGUACCUGGAAGAAGCUGCUGCUGCCACAAGGCAUGAUGUCAGGCCUUUAAGUGCAGGAGGUCUUGUUACUGCUCUUCUUGGUGUGAAUGAUUUUGAGGCAAGAUGGAUAGGCUGGGCUGGUGUUAAUGUGCCUGAUGAGGUAGGACAAAAGGCACUUACAAAAGCUUUGGCUGAAAAAAGGUGCAUACCUGUAUUCCUUGACGAAGAGAUUGUCCAUCAAUAUUACAAUGGUUACUGCAACAAUAUACUGUGGCCUCUGUUUCACUAUCUUGGCCUUCCACAAGAAGAUCGCCUCGCCACAACAAGGAGCUUCCAGUCACAAUUUGCUGCAUAUAAGAAGGCCAAUCAGAUGUUUGCUGAUGAAUACAACAGUAACAUGAAAGUUGGCUGGUUUCUCCACACGCUUUUUCCUUCCUCCGAAAUCCACAGGACACUGCCUUCUAGAUCAGAGCUACUCCGUUCAGUUCUCGCUGCAGAUUUAGUAGGAUUUCAUACAUAUGACUAUGCAAGGCACUUUGUUAGUGCUUGUACCCGUAUUCUUGGACUUGAAGGGACACCUGAAGGAGUUGAGGAUCAAGGCAAGCUAACUAGGGUGGCAGCUUUUCCAAUAGGGAUAGAUUCAGAAAGGUUUAUAUCAGCGCUUAAGCUCCCUAAGGUGCAGGAGCACAUAAAAGAACUGACGGAAAGGUUUCGUGGCCGUAAGGUGAUGCUAGGGGUUGAUCGUCUCGUUAUGAUUAAGGGAAUACCACAGAAGAUACUUGCAUUUGAGAAGUUUCUUGAGGAGAACCCUCUAUGGCGUGAUAAAGUUGUUCUGCUGCAAAUUGCUGUGCCAACAAGAACUGAUGUUCCUGAAUAUCAGAAACUUACAAGUCAGGUUCAUGAAAUCGUUGGGCGCAUUAAUGGCCGAUUUGGGACACUGACUGCUGUUCCAAUACAUCACCUGGUUUGUUACUGUCAACUUAACUCAUCUUCUUUCCAUAUGUUUUCAUUAUAUGCUGUUACUGACGUAGCGAUUGUAACCUCAUUGCGAGAUGGAAUGAAUCUCAUUAGUUAUGAGUUUGUAGCAUGCCAAGAUUCAAAGAGAGGUGUUCUUAUUCUCAGCGAGUUUGCAGGUGCAGCACAAUCUCUAGGUGCCGGGGCAAUCCUUGUGAACCCUUGGAACAUUACCGAAGUUGCCGAUUCAAUUCGUCAAGCUUUGACCAUGUCUGCUGAGGAAAGAGAGAAACGACACCAUCAUAAUUUUGACCAUGUUACAACCCACACAGCUCAAGAAUGGGCAGAAAUGUUUGUGAGUGAGCUCAAUGAUACAGUGGUUGAGGCACAACUAAGGACGAGGCACGUCCCACCUGGGCUUCCACAGGGAGAUGCGAUUGAAUGUUAUCUCAACUCCCACAAUCGAUUGCUCAUACUGGGAUUCAAUGCUACAUUAACAGAGCAAGUAGAUACUCCAGGAGGAAGAGGUGACCAAAUAAAAGAGAUGGAGCUUAAACUGCACCCAGAUUUGAAGGGACCUCUGACGGCCCUAUGCAGUGAUCCAAAGACGACAAUUGUCCUCUUAAGUGGCAGCGACAGAAGGUUGUUAGAUGAGAAUUUCAGGGACUAUGAUAUGUGGCUUGCGGCAGAACAUGGGAUGUUCUUAUGUCAUACAAAGGGGGAGUGGAUGACAACCAUGCCGGAGCACCUAAACAUGGAGUGGGUUGACAGUGUAAAGCAAGUGUUUGAGUACUUCAUGGAGCGAACACUCAGAUCACAUUAUGAACUACGCGAUACAUCACUCGUGUGGAACUACAAAUAUGCAGACGUAGAAUUUGGGCGACUUCAAGCAAGGGACAUGCUGCAGCACCUCUGGACGGGCCCAUUUUCAAAUGCAUCGGUUGACGUCGUACAAGGUAGUCGAUCAGUCGAGGUUCGAGCUGUCGGUGUAACAAAGGGUUCUGCAAUCGAUCGUAUCUUGGGCGAAAUUGUUCAUAGCAAGCAAAUGACAACUCCCAUCGACUACGUCUUGUGUGUUCUGGGGAAGGAUGAAGAUGUAUACACAUUCUUCGAGCCAGAGCUUCCCUCCGAUGGCCUGGGUGUGAUGAGGACCAAGCAAACCGAUAGUACAAAGUCAUCGGCACCCGGGGAAAGACGCCCUUCAAAGCAGCUUCCAGCAAGCAAAGGAGGAGCAUCAAAAUCAUCAUCUCAUCAAAGCAACAAAACACAGCAGCAGGCUGCUGUCUUGUCUUCAGAGAAAAAGUGGGCUGCAAGUUACAUCUGCAGCAGUAGCGGGCGUAGCAGUAGUACUACUACUAGUAGUAGUUGUUGUAGUAGUAGGGCAUCAUCGUCUGAGACAAUCUCGCGGAAUGUGCUCGAUCUGAAGGGAGACAACUACUUCUCUUGUGCAGUUGGGAGAACAAGAACAAAUGCUCGGUAUACGCUUGGAUCAUCAGAUGAGGUCGUUUCCUUUCUGAAGAAACUGGCCGAUGCAUCUUCAUAA